Molecule: messenger RNA, 738 nt
Organism: Parathielavia appendiculata
Lineage: Eukaryota; Fungi; Ascomycota; Sordariomycetes; Sordariales; Chaetomiaceae
Product: NAD(P)-binding protein
Exons: 1
Coding region: 1-738 (245 amino acids)
Molecular function (GO): oxidoreductase activity, acting on the CH-OH group of donors, NAD or NADP as acceptor
Source: RefSeq, a predicted model, not a curated record
AUGCCUGUCUACGUCGUCACCGGAGCUCGCACCGGCAUUGGCCUCGGCUACAUCCGCGAGCUCGCCAAAUCCCCCGCCAACACCGUCUUUGCGCUGGUGCGGUCCCUUUCGGGCGACCUCACCGCCCUACGCGCCAUCCAGACGCCGGCGCAGGCCACAAUCCACAUCUUGGAAUGCGACAUCUCCUCGUCCGAGUCCAUCGCCGCCCUUCCCUCCCUCCUCACCGCCAAAGUUCCCGAUCUCAAGAUCGACGUCCUCAUCAACAACGCCGCGGUCCUGCACUCGCGCGAGGAAACCGCCCUGACCCUGUCCGCGUCGGCCCUGCACUCCCACUUGACAAGCAACGUCCUCGGCCCCGCCUUGACGCUGCAAGCCCUCCUGCCGUUGCUGUCCCCCGCCGCGCGCGUCGUCAACGUCACCUCGGGCAUCGCGAGCAUGACCAUGGUGCUGGACGGGCGGAUCAACGCCGAGAUCACGCCGUACAGCAUCAGCAAGGCGGCGCUGAACAUGCUGACGGUACAUCAAGCGAGGCAGUUAAGGGAGGGCGAGGAUGGGAAGUGGAAGGGGGUUGUGGUUGUGUGUGUUGACCCGGGCCAUGUCAAGACUGAGAUGGGCGGGCCCAAGGCGAGUGUUGAGGUGGAGGAUAGUGCGAGGGGGACGUUGGGGGUUAUUAAAGGGUUGAAGGAGGGGGAUAGUGGGAGGUUUCUGAAUUUUAGAGGGGAGGUGUUGGAGUGGUGA